Molecule: messenger RNA, 1764 nt
Organism: Daucus carota subsp. sativus
Lineage: Eukaryota; Viridiplantae; Streptophyta; Magnoliopsida; Apiales; Apiaceae
Product: flotillin-like protein 4
Exons: 2
Coding region: 100-1563 (487 amino acids)
Biological process (GO): protein localization to plasma membrane
Cellular component (GO): plasma membrane raft; plasma membrane
Source: RefSeq, a predicted model, not a curated record
CCUUAUACUAAUCCAUCUAUAUAUUCAUCAUUCCUCACUAGCUUUCACCACUGCCUGCAUUUUUUAUUUUCACAUUUACAAUUUAACAAAAUCUCGAAAAUGCUUAAGGUUGCAGGACCAUCGCAGAUGCUGGUGAUCACUGGCUUAGGGGUGAAUGACAUUCAUCUCGCGAAGAAGAAAUGGAUUUUUCCGGGCCAGAAAUGCAUCAGAGUUGAUAUUUCCCCUGUUAACUACACUUUUGAUGUUCAAGCAAUGAGUGCUGAGAAGCUUCCUUUUGUUCUGCCUGCUGUUUUCACCAUUGGUCCGCGUGCCUGUGAUGACGCUAGUCUUUUGAGGUACGCGAAGCUGGUGUCGGCUCAUGACAAGCUGUCGAAUCAUGUGAAGGAGCUUGUGAUGGGAGUGAUUGAGGGGGAGACUCGGGUUCUUGCUGCUUCGAUGACAAUGGAGGAGAUUUUUAAGGGGACUAAGCAGUUUAAGCAGGAGGUUUUUGAUAAGGUGCAGCUGGAAUUGGAUCAAUUUGGGCUGCAUAUUUAUAAUGCUAAUGUGAAGCAGCUUGUGGAUGUUCCGGGGUAUGAGUACUUUUCUUAUUUAGGCCAGAAGACGCAGAUGGAGGCGGCUAAUCAGGCUAAGAUUGAUGUGUCUGAGGCCAAGAUGAAGGGUGCCAUUGGAGCUAAGGAACGAGAGGGGCUGACGCUGCAGAAUGCAGCAAAGAUUGAUGCAGAAUCAAAGAUUAUGUCGACGAGGAGGCAAGGAGAAGGGAAUAAGGAGGAGAUCAGGGUGAAGACGGAGGUGCAGAUUUAUAAGAAUCAGAGGGAUGCAGAGGUGGAGCAAGCCAAUGCUGAGUUGGCAAAGCAAAAGGCGGUGUGGUCUCAGGCUGCUAAGGUGGCACAGGUUGAGGCAGAUAAGGCUGUUUUGAUAAGGGAAGCAACUCUGCAGAUGGAGGUGGAGAAGAAGAAUGCUUUAACUAGGACUGAGAGACUCAGGGCUCAAGAUCUCAGUAAGGCCAAUGUUGAUUAUGACAUACAGGUGCAAGAGGCGAAUGCAGAGCUGUAUAAAAAACAGAAAGCGGCUGAAGCAAUUCUGUUUGAGCAGCAAAAAACUGCUGAAGCACAGAGAGCAAGUGCAGAUGCAGACCUAUAUGCUCGUCAACGAGCAGCAGAGGCGGAUCUCUAUUCAAAAAUGAAAGAAGCUGAAGGAAUGGCAGCAGUGGCCGAAGCACAAGGAUUCUACCUUGGAAACCUCCUCAAACAAGUUGGUGGGAACUACUCUGCUCUUAGAGAUUACUUGAUGAUCCAUGGAGGCACCUUCAAGGACAUUGCCAAGCUUAAUGCUGAGGCAGUUCGCGGGAUGCAGCCAAAGAUUAAUAUAUGGACAGGGGCUAGUGGUAAUGGUAUUGCUGAGGGCGGUUCCAGCAGCGGAUCUGGUGGUGCAAUGAAAGAGAUAGCUGGUUUGUAUGGGAUGCUACCUCCGCUGCUUGAGACGGUUAAUGAUCAGACUGGGAUGCUUCCACCGACUUGGUUAGGCACUUUGCCAUCUGAUUCCAGUAAAGUUACCAAGGCCUAAAUUGAUUACAUUGGUUUGGACAAUAAGAAUAUGUCUAGGAUUAUGGUAAUAAGUAUUUAGUUCUUUCGCCUAGUAUUAGUUUGGUUCAUAGAAGUUGCAGAAACUUUGAUUCCGCAUUGUUUUCUAUCUUCCAUUUGAGUGAUUCUUUCUUUAGUAGCAUGACAUUUUAUUAUUUUAUUACUAGACUGUCCAGUGUUUUUU